AUGUCGGAUAGAAGGAGGAUCACUGCCCCUGGAAAUACAUAUUUCCCACGAGUGGGAGCCGAAAACAAAACUUCAACCAGACCCAGAGAUAGCAAUAACACACCUGCUUCAUUUUAUCUCACUUCUAACAUAGUACUCAAUGCUAAUGGAAGUUCAUAUUUGGAAGUAGAUAAGUUCAUUAUUCAAGCACAAGUGUUUGGCCCUCGACCAAUCAAAGGGUCGUAUAUGGACCGAGGUUGUGUUUCUGUUGAAUGUAAAUUUCUGUCUCUGAUACGACAGAAUGGUUCAGACUCCAAGUCGAUGUCUGGACUCGAACACAGAAUAGCCAGUUUUGUCGAGACAUGCUUGGUGCUGUCGAUAUUAUUAGACAAGUAUCCCAAAUCUACUAUAGACGUAUUUAUAAAUGUGUUAGCCGCUGAUGAUGAUGGCAUAGAUGAAAGCAAGAUCCAAAGAUUGACGGCAUGGAUAGUCAAUUGUACUAGUGUUGCGAUUGUUGAUAGUGGUAUAGAAGUAAAAGAUAUAGUAACUUGUGGACAAACAUUGGUUGGUGAUGAAGGGACCUUGAAAGUGGAUUUACAAGGCCGAGGAUUGCAAGCAUUAGUAGCCAUUAUGCCCAUGAGAAACGAUGAGAUUGUUGGGCUAUGGAUGGAUGGAUCGAGUAAAGGUACGACUGACUAUUCGUUGGCCAUGGCUUCCUCUAUUGAGAUGGCAAAGACAGUGCGAAGUAAUAUAAACUCUUAUUUGCUUCAAGAUCAAUAA
Messenger RNA from Lizanozyma spartinae, 759 nucleotides. It is a transcript of the gene MTR3, whose product is annotated as exosome non-catalytic core subunit. Lineage: Eukaryota; Fungi; Ascomycota; Pichiomycetes; Serinales; Debaryomycetaceae. The coding region runs from base 1 to 759 and encodes 252 amino acids. The transcript has a single exon. Gene Ontology annotation, cellular component: nuclear exosome (RNase complex); cytoplasmic exosome (RNase complex); nucleolus. Gene Ontology annotation, biological process: poly(A)-dependent snoRNA 3'-end processing; nuclear mRNA surveillance; rRNA catabolic process. The record is from RefSeq and is a predicted model, not a curated record.